Messenger RNA from Lycium barbarum (goji berry), 1642 nucleotides. Its product is annotated as nuclear transcription factor Y subunit A-1-like. Bases 271 to 1182 code for a protein of 303 amino acids. The transcript is spliced from 6 exons. Gene Ontology annotation, molecular function: RNA polymerase II cis-regulatory region sequence-specific DNA binding; DNA-binding transcription factor activity, RNA polymerase II-specific. NCBI's taxonomy places the organism in Eukaryota, Viridiplantae, Streptophyta, Magnoliopsida, Solanales, Solanaceae. Gene Ontology annotation, biological process: regulation of transcription by RNA polymerase II. The record is from RefSeq and is a predicted model, not a curated record. Gene Ontology annotation, cellular component: CCAAT-binding factor complex.
AGUGAAUCUCUCACCCCCCCCCCCCCACUUUCUCUCUUAUAACAAUAAAUGUCACUGUAGUAUACUUAUAGGAUUAGAUGUCUGUUAUCUUCUAUAUGUAGAUGCAUAUAUAUAUAUAUUUGCAUGUAUGUAUAAUCUUGAGACAUCAACAACUUCUUUUUUAGCUUUGUAUAUGUAUAGACACAAACGAAAUUUGUGAGCUUUGCUAGAAGGGAACUGCUGUCAUCCUCAGAAAAGAAAGAUUGUAAUUACUUGGGGCAGAGUCUAAUAAUGCCUACUAUUGCUAAACAUGAUGGCCGGCAGCUGGAGACCGGGCUGCGAAUUACCUCACAAUCAACUACCCAAAUGCAACCAUGGUGGCAAGGUUAUGGUGAUAAUACUACGCCUUUGACAAAUCAAAAUGGCGUUGCCCAGGGGAAUGCAGAAGGUGGCAACAAGGAAAAAGAAACAAAGGCUCUAGCCACAGAAUCUGGAUUAGAUGGGAAUAACGAGCAAUACAAGCAGCACCUCAAGCAUAUUGUACCCACAACUGCUGCCAUCAUGGGUGAGCAGCAGAAGGAACUCACAGGUCAUUCAGCUAUGCUGACGUCAUAUCCAUAUCCAGAUAUGCAGUACGGGGGAAUGAUGACUUAUGGCGCACCUGUACAUCCUCACUUAUUUGAAAUUCAUCAUGCCCGAAUGCCUUUGCCUCUUGACAUGGAAGAGGAACCUGUCUAUGUGAAUGCAAAACAGUACCAUGGAAUUUUAAGGCGAAGACAGAUAAGAGCUAAAGCAGAGCUUGAAAGGAAAGCUAUCAAAGCGAGAAAGCCAUAUUUGCAUGAAUCUCGGCAUCAACACGCUAUGAGAAGGGCAAGGGGAUCUGGAGGCCGUUUUCUGAAUACUAAAAAGCUCAAUGACAUGGACUGUACACCAGAGGAGACUAAAAAAUAUGGGGCAACCGUUCCAACUCACUCUGGCAACUCGUCAGGUUCCGGGAGUUCUGAUCAAGGAGGAAAGGAAGGCUCUACAGUUCAAGACAUGCACAAAGGACACAGCCACAUUUUCUCAACAGGCAAUGGCCAUGGAUCAUCUGUGUAUUUUGCCCCGAGCACUGGAAGUGAGCAAGGGAAUGGCCCCUAUGGUCGUGGAAAUUGGAGCCUGCUGGUCAAUCAGGCUUCUCGGGGGGCAGCAUCCAGUAAUUAGAAGCUACUCUCCACUGACGAAGGGUUCAGCCCAGCAUUUUCUCAUGCCACGUGUUCAUUUCUUGCAUCGUACAUGCGAGGUAACCUCACUGUGGCAUAGCUUUGCUCAGGCAAUUCAUUCUUGGCUUGGUUACUUGUACUUUAUGAGCGGCGAUGACGCAGAAAAGAGUAUAUAUGGUGAGUAUGAUAUGUUACGAAUUCGCCAUUUAUUUGUCUUUCCCCUCACCCUUUAUGUAAAUAAAGAAAAAUAUGUCAGAAUGUAGGAUUAAUAGUAGUUUGGAAUCUGAUACCACAAAGUACUGCAGCAUCUUGGACGUGUGGCUAUUUGUUGGAUGGGUUUGUAAAAUUGACAUACUGUGAAGUUGCUUUUCUGUUGUUUGCUUAAUUUUCCAAUGAGGAUCUGCAAUCCUUGAACAGCUUAUCACCAUUGAAUGGUUAUGCCCUUUUAUCUAUUAAAAUAA